AUGUUUGCUACAAAGCUUUUGAAAGUACUAGAAACUCUACCAACUGAUGCAGACGAUGGAGGCUGCGUCGUCUCUGACACACCUGAAGACAAGGCUACCCUGAAGGUAAAUCAAAAUAGGAUCUUAUGUCACUUGAAUGACGACAAGGAAGCAAAUUCUUUAGUUGUCCCAACAAAAGAUCUCCAUGAUUCAAAUGGCUAUGUUGGUUCUAAGGAAACGUUGUCAUGUGACACAAAUGAUAUGGAUAAAUCAUGGGAGGUUUCGGAACUUUAUGAGUCUGUACUCGAUAAUAUUUCCAAAACCAAGGAUGAUGAAAUUAGUGUUCCAACCGUAGAGGAUGAUCAGAAUGAAACCUUGGCUAACAGAAUCACUUCUAGGAGGUAUGGAAAUCCGUUUGCAUGUGAUAAGAAAGAUAUAGAUCAACAAUAUUGGAAUACUCCAGAAUUGGAGCGCUCAAUGAUUCCCGAUUUGAUUGAUGAGGAAGAAAAUAAAUUAUCCACUAUCACUGGUGCACCACAUACCUCAGGCUGCAAGUUAUUUGAGGCAGACAAAAAGUCAUACACCGAGAAACGUCUUAAGGAAUAUGACUUGCCUGAAUUGAUGGUUUGCUACAAAGAAAGUAACUAUAACAGUAUUAAAAACAUAUACAUGGAGGAUAGUUGGAAUAAUGCUCAACCAGGCACAUAUGUUUCUGUACCAGCUGAUGAUCAAGACCAGCACAGCAACACAUCGGAAAGUGCUGAUACUGUUUCUGUACCAGCUGCUGAUGAUGACCAGAACAGCACCACAUCGGAAAGUGCUGAUACUGAAUUGACCUCUGCAGGUGGAUCUAAAUCAUCUGUAGAAUAUGAAAACAACGAAGAAAAGGAUACUGAGUCGCCUGUUCCAAAAUAUUUGAAGACCACCUCACAAGAUGAGGUAAACGGCGAUUCUGACACAGCUACUUAUCUGGAGGAUUUGAUAAUGAUUUUUGGAUCAAGUGGUACUGCAAAGUGGAAACACACUAAUUCUAUGCUUCGCACUGAAGGGCCUAGCAUUGAGAAGUCUCAACAAUCUAAGCACCCUGAUCAGAUUCCUUUUGAGGAAGUCGCUCUAGAAAGCCAAAAUGCAGUCUCAGCAGUCAAUGAAGCAAGCAACAAUAGGCCAGAUACCAACGUAUUCUACGAUAGUCAGCUGGGAUUUGAAGCUAUUGUUGUCGACUUCAACUCAACUAAGCCAACAUCAACUAGCAAAAUGUACCAAGGUGUCGAAAACAUUCCUGAACCAAGAAAUAGAUCAUUUCGUGAUCUUCUACUUGACACCCAAGGUUAUUUAGCUGAUGGGGAGGCAAGUUUUUCUGCAUUAGGACGUCAAUCAGGUCGGAUCAUUAACUCGCGGCGUAUAUCAAGUUUUGGGAGCAUUUCUGAUAGCAGCACAACUAGUAGCGGUUCCUUUACAUUCCCAAUGUUCUGUUCUGCAACAUCAUCUUGUGCUAGUUUCUUUUAUUUUUCAGGUUACCAGCGGAUCAUUGUGAUUGACAUUUUCAUUAUUUUGUUCUGUUACAGCUUGGAAUCAGAAUGGAACAGCAGUCCAAUAAGAAUGGGAGAGGUAGGAAGUGGGCAUUUUCGGAAGCACAGGAGUUGGAAGCAGGGCAUACUCUGUUGCAGAUUCUAAAAUUAUUCUAUAGUUAGACCUCUCCACAUCAGUCAUCCUCUCUAACAAUCAUGUUUUUCGUGGAACUGAUCUUUUAUGUUAUGUUAUGUUACAUUAUAUGUUUACUAUAGCAACCAAAAAAUAUG
Capsicum annuum is the source of this 1778-nucleotide messenger RNA. RefSeq lists its product as uncharacterized. The record is from RefSeq and is a predicted model, not a curated record. The coding region runs from base 1 to 1653 and encodes 550 amino acids. Lineage: Eukaryota; Viridiplantae; Streptophyta; Magnoliopsida; Solanales; Solanaceae. Gene Ontology annotation, biological process: regulation of asymmetric cell division. The transcript is spliced from 3 exons.